AUUCGAACUUGUUUAGCUACUUCCUUGCUUUUAUUGAACCGGCAUGAGUGCCAGUAGCUUAAAUAACUGUUCACUAAAACAAUAGUAACUAGCUGUUUUUAUUAUAUAGGACUACAUUCUUUUUGGUUGAAAAGACAUGGAAAGAGGAACUGGACUCCUGGACACUUGCACCAAAGAUGGGGCAAUCGAUAUGUACAGAAAACCAGCAGUGAAAGAAAAAACUGGUGGUUGGAGAUCAGGAUUUCUUCUGCUUGUAAGUGAAGGACUUGCUGCACUGGCAUUUACGGGGGUAGAAGUAAAUAUGGUUCUUUUCUCAAAAUCGGUGUUGAGGCAGUCAAAUGCAGAUGCAGCAAAGACAUUUAGUACAUGGAUGGGAACUCUUAACAUCUGCACUCUGUUUGGUGCUUUUCUCAGUGACUCAUACUUGGGAAGAUACCUUACUUGUGUAGUCUUUCAAGUUGUUUUGGUCAUUGGACUGGUACUAUUGUCUGUGUCAACUCAAGAAUUCAUGCUUGAACCAAAGGGUUGUGGAAAGAUUGGAGAAAUGUGCAACCAGCCAUCACCAGCUAAACUUGCUAGUUUCUACGUAUCAGUAUACUUGCUAGCUCUGGGAAGUGGGGCUAUAGAACCAGCACUAGCCACAUUGGGUGCAGAUCAAUUUGAUGAGGAAGAUUCAGAAGAAAAUAAGUCAAAAACAAAAUUUUUCAGCUAUUACUAUGUCGCGCUCAACCUUGGAUCAUUGAUAGCAGAGACAGUAUUAGUUUAUAUAGAAAAUCUGGGGAAAUGGGUGUUGGCCUUUUGGAUAUCGACGUUUUGUGGCUUCUUGGCUUUAAUUUUCCUACUGAGUGGGACUUCCAGAUAUCGGCACACUAGGCCCUCUGGUAAUCCUAUUUCUAGAUUCUGUCAGGUGAUUGUUGCUUGUGUGAGGAAACUAAAGAUGGAUUUACCGUCACAUGGAGAAGGGCUAUAUGAAGUUCAUGGUAAGGAUGAAAAGGAAUGCGCUCAAAGAAUAUCACAUACAGAUGAUUUCAAGUGUCUUGACAGGGCAGCAGUAAUGACCCCAUCAGACAAGAUCUUGUUAUCAAGCAAAGGGCAAACUCCAAAUCCAUGGCAUCUUUGUACAGUUACGCAAGUUGAGGAAGUAAAAUGUGUGCUAAGGUUGCUUCCAAUAUGGUUCUGCUCCAUUAUGGCAUCUGUAGUAUUCGUACAAGUACUCUCACUUUUCGUGGAGCAGGGAGCAACCAUGAACACACAGAUAUCCAAUUUCCACAUCCCCCCGGCCAGCAUGACCGCCUUUGACAUCAUAAGCACAUCAACUUUCAUCAUCUGCUACGAGAAGGUGAUUGUACCGUUAUACAUCAAACUAACCAAGAAAGAGCCAAAGAUGCCAAGCGAGCUACAAAGAAUGGGAAUAGGCAUGGUAAUAUCGAUCAUUGCCAUGAUAGUUGCAGGACUAGUCGAGCAAUGCAGACUAAAGUAUGCAAAUGAGAGAGAAAUAAGUUCUUUGAGUAUUUUCUGGCAAAUCCCGCAGUAUGUGCUUGUGGGCGUUUCAGAAGCAUUUAUCUACGUUGCACAGUGGGAAUUCUUUGCUACACAGAUACCGGACAGGUUAAAGAGCUUGGGGAUUGGUUUGUCAAUGUCUUCGUCGGCCUUAGGUAGCUAUCUCUGCACCAUAAUAUUAACUCUGGUUAUGAAGGUGACAUCAAAGCAUGGGAAGCCUGGCUGGAUACCUCCAAAUCUGAAUGAAGGUCAUUUGGACAGAUUUUUCUUCUUGUCGGCUGCUCUGAUUGCUUUUGAUCUUGUGCUGUUCAUCACCUGUGCAAACCGGUUUAAGUGUAUCGAGAUAGAAAAACGAGACGAUGGGAAGGAAACACCAGCUUUGCCUUGACUCGAUGAAGACGACGACUCACCUUACCUUAUCUGUAGCUUCUGGGAGUAGGAAAACAGUGAAGAAAAAGCAUGAAGUUUACAAGGGUAAAAGUGUAGUCUUUAAGUAUAGAGGACGCAAGAUUUUUGGAAGUGAAAACAAAUCUUUAUUCCUCUUCACAAAAGCUUAACAGUAACUCAAAAUAUGACCAUAUCUUGAAGUUGAAUUCAUUUCCAAGGUCAAGGAUCCAUUGUUCUUUGUUACUAUGUGAGCAACUUUACUCAAAGUCAUCAUUAUUUCUAUCAGUCAAAUCCUAUAAAAACAUUAUGGGA
Molecule: messenger RNA, 2199 nt
Organism: Sesamum indicum (sesame)
Lineage: Eukaryota; Viridiplantae; Streptophyta; Magnoliopsida; Lamiales; Pedaliaceae
Source: RefSeq, a predicted model, not a curated record